Messenger RNA from Ilyonectria robusta, 958 nucleotides. RefSeq lists its product as uncharacterized. The record is from RefSeq and is a predicted model, not a curated record. Lineage: Eukaryota; Fungi; Ascomycota; Sordariomycetes; Hypocreales; Nectriaceae. The transcript has a single exon. Bases 233 to 889 code for a protein of 218 amino acids.
AGUGUUUCAUUUUAUUUUUUGUCUAUUAUCUGAUGAUGUUUGAGUCGAGGCAUACUCAUGAAGAAUGGAAGAUUCGACGUUGAUGUGUUGAUAUCACAUUUCAACAGCGUGAUAUCAACAGCCUCACAACCCCGAAGCGUCACCGGAAAGUGACACGAUGCGACAAUGACUCUCCGAGCGACCCCCACUUCCAGAGUUUCCUUCUACAUAAAUUGUCAAAGUAAUUCCCGGGAUGCAUCGCGUCCAGACAAAAGUACAAUACAACGUUUCCUCUGCGCGCACGAUACGCCCUCCCACCGUCGAACCCCUCGAAACCCCCCCUCUACAGCCCUUCCACGCACGCAUGCACACCUCGCGCUCGCUAAUCAGAAAUGGCGGGCGAUCCCUGGAACGCCUCGUUCGUUCGGUUGCGAUUAACCCUGUUCCCCCACCGUCGGCUGCGAAACGAGGGCCCCGACAACGCCAUGUAACGCUCCCGAGGCGGCAUGGGCGCAGGUUCGCUUACAGACGCGACUCGCAGCAAUUGGACGCCGUGUUUCUGGACGGGGAAUGCGCGGCGUUGUUGACGAGGCCGAUGCUCGAUGCGAGGUUCAAGGUGCGAGGGUGCUUGUCAAUGACGCCUCGGGUCUUUUUCUUCUGGCUCUGCCACGUUGGGAUCGACUUGCGAAUUGCGGUUUUGCCACCAUUCGGAUGUAAACCCUUGGGUGUAAACCUCGGAUGUACAAUUCUCCAACCGAGGCCUGAUUUGGACUCCAUUUCGCCGCCAAGAUCCAACGGCGCUUGUCAUGACUUGUCAUGGGACCAACAGAGACUCGGCCGCCCCAUGCAAGAUCUGCAUGCCACGCUGCCUAGGUCGCUAGACGAUGAAAGGAAACGGUUUCCGCACUAAAUUCUUCCACCGAUAUUUCGGAAUUCGCAUCUUGCAGUCUAGGGAUUGAUUACAUGACGACUCGUGCAC